This is a messenger RNA of Xiphias gladius (swordfish), 915 nucleotides long. Its product is annotated as histone H2A.V. The transcript is spliced from 5 exons. The record is from RefSeq and is a predicted model, not a curated record. The coding region runs from base 150 to 536 and encodes 128 amino acids. Gene Ontology annotation, cellular component: nucleosome. Lineage: Eukaryota; Metazoa; Chordata; Actinopteri; Istiophoriformes; Xiphiidae. Gene Ontology annotation, molecular function: structural constituent of chromatin; DNA binding; protein heterodimerization activity.
GUAACAACGCACACUCUGAUUGGCCUUCAAGACACCCACGAGGGGUCGCAAGCAAAAGAUUUGCGAAAGGGUUUAUUGUUUCUUUGCUUUCGGGAGCCGAAAUUGUUUGCUAUCUACUCACUUCUACAAUCAAAUAACGACAAGUAAAAAUGGCUGGUGGCAAAGCAGGAAAAGACAGUGGCAAAGCCAAGGCAAAAGCAGUGUCGCGCUCCCAGAGGGCUGGGCUGCAGUUCCCAGUGGGUCGUAUCCACAGGCACUUGAAGACUCGCACAACCAGCCACGGUCGUGUAGGAGCAACAGCAGCUGUGUACAGUGCUGCUAUCCUUGAGUACCUCACUGCUGAAGUACUAGAGUUGGCGGGCAACGCCUCCAAAGACUUGAAGGUGAAGCGUAUCACUCCCCGUCACUUGCAGCUUGCCAUCCGUGGUGACGAGGAGUUGGACUCCCUUAUCAAGGCAACAAUCGCUGGAGGAGGUGUCAUUCCUCACAUCCACAAAUCCCUCAUUGGGAAGAAGGGCCAGCAGAAGACUGCAUAGAUGCCAUGUUGACCAGAAGUUUCGGGGCUUGGGCUAUGAUCGGACCAGGAGUUCACAUUUGUUCUUUUUUAUUAUUAAUAUUAUAGCAAACGAAGAGUGAUUGUUAGGCUUUGUGUUGUUAUAUUUUCCCAUAACUAGUAAAGUGCUAAAAAAAAAAAAAAACCCUUAAUGACAAAAAACACCCUUCGUAUGUUAUUGUAGAACGUUUGACUGGGGAGUUCAUGAUUAUUUCAAAGUGGAUUUGUUUGAUUGGCCUGGGACUCUGUAAUGUUUUAUACUGAAAAAGAAAUUGUUAAACCAUUUUUUAUAUAAAAAAAAAAAACUUGUUUUGUGGUUAUUUUCUUGAAGUUACAAUAUUUACUAUAAUACAAGUUUUUAA